AUGGAUAAAACUUGCGAAGGGUUGAAGGUUCUUAUCGUGGGGGCUGGCUUCGCCGGCCUAACGGCUGCCAUCGAAUGCCGCAAGAGGGGGGCAACAGUCAUUCUCUUCGAGGGAAACAAGGAGCGGAGACAACUCGGAGACAUCAUCAGCUUUGGUUCAAACUCUGGACGAAUCUUCCGUAGCUGGCCUGGCGUUGCGGAGGCAAUGGAUCCGAUAUGCCAUCACAGCUCCGGCCUCGACUUUCGUGCAUUUGAUGAUACAUUCUUAUGUCGACAAAGUUGGGAAGUGGAAGAGUCUUGGGGAAAGAGAUUCAAUGGCCACCGAGGAGAAAUUCACGAAAUCGUCUGGAACCAUGCCCUGAGCCUGGGUGUGGAGAUUCGCUUAGGCAGCAAGGUGUUGGAAUACUUCGAGACAGACUCGGAGGCCGGAGUGGUGGUGAACGGCGAAAGGAUCAGCGGCGAUGUGGUAUUAGCUGGUGACGGUGUGAGAAGUCUCGCGCGGACCAUUGUUCUGGGGUUCGAGGACAAGCCCAAGUCGAGUGGAUAUGCCGUCUACAGGGCUUGGAUGGGAACUGAGGAGUUGAAGAAGGAUCCCGCGACAGCUUGGUUGGCGGAUCCUACAGUUGAUCAUCAUGUUGCGUGGCUCGGCCCCGACGUGCAUUUCAUCGUUGCCACGCUGCAGAAAGGGACAGCGUGCAGCUGGGUGUUAACGCACAAAGACGAUGCCGACGUGGAAGAAAGCUGGUCAGCUCCGGGUUCCGUGGACGAGGCUGUGAAAACAGUGAAAGACUGGGCCCCCGUAGUCCACUCCAUCAUCCGAAAAACACCCCAAGACAAGCUUGUGGAUUGGAAACUUGUCUUUCGAGACCCCUUACCCACCUGGAUUAGCCCAAAGUGCCGCAUCGCCUUGAUGGGAGAUGCCGCCCACCCAUUUCUUCCGACCUCAAUCCAAGGCGCUUCCCAAUCAAUGGAAGACGGAGUCACUGCUGCGAUAUGUCUCGAAUUGGCUGGAAAGAAGAACGUUCCCGAGGCGAUCCGUGCCUACCAGAAGAUACGGUAUCCUAGAGUUCUCGAGACGCAAAGGACUGGCGUCACGAACCGCGAUAACUGGCACAAAGCGGAUUUUGACUAUGUGAAAAAGCAUCCAGAAACUGUCAAACUGCCGAGGCAUGCUUGGAUCUUGAAUUUUGAUUGUGCGAAGCAUGUAUACGAUGUGUAUGAGGAAACUGUCGAAAGUCUGAGGAGAGACCCGGAUUGGAAACCCGACCCCAGGCUAUGA
This is a messenger RNA of Westerdykella ornata, 1278 nucleotides long. Its product is annotated as putative monooxygenase. Gene Ontology annotation, molecular function: monooxygenase activity; FAD binding. NCBI's taxonomy places the organism in Eukaryota, Fungi, Ascomycota, Dothideomycetes, Pleosporales, Sporormiaceae. The record is from RefSeq and is a predicted model, not a curated record. The transcript has 2 exons. Bases 1 to 1278 code for a protein of 425 amino acids. Gene Ontology annotation, biological process: secondary metabolite biosynthetic process.